GUUGGCUAGUUUAAAAUGCAGAAUUCAGAUCGAUUAGCGGAAUGGCUUUAUCGUUUUCAAAAAUUCGAACGUUUUGCGUAGUUUUGGAUUCUGGCACCCUGUCCCGUAUUUUUCAAGCAAAAUCUACAGAACGUUCCAUCGGCAUUGAGGACGUUGAGGACCCUUAAACGCCUUAAACAGCUUGAACCAACGUGGCUUGAACGGCAUCAUGUCGGAAGAUUUUAAUGUCAGGUUGUGCACGCUCGUCGGGAAACACCCGGCCAUCUACGACAUGUUCGACGUAAAUUUUCGAGAGGAAAGCGUGAAAAAAGAAGCCUGGAUGGCUAUUUCAAGAGAAUUAGGAGUGCCAGACUCGAAAUGCAUCAUCAAGUGGAAGGGUAUAAAGCACCGAUACGUGAGCUGCAGGAGGGAUGAAGACACCUCGUGGGAGCUCUUGCCAUAUCUGGGAUUUCUCGACGAGGUGGGGAUCAAAAGCAAAGUUCAAAAGCGAAAGCGAGAAAGCAUUCUGCCUGCAUCGGGAAGAGCUGAAGGUUCGGCCACAACAACCAGUGAUCAAGAAUGCAGGCCCAUGGUUCCCAUAAUUGAGAGGUUUGUUGCAACCACAAGCAUUCCGAGCCAAAGAAAAAGUACCAGGUUUGUCGGAGAAACGAAAGGCGCCUACAAGCCAGAGGACCUGCCUAUUGUCGAGCCAGACGAUACCGAACUUGUUCUUGUUCGUGUGAAGAAGAGCCCUCAAGGGAGUCUGAGGCCUCAAGACAUUGAAAAAGCAAGCAGGCCGCAGCCAGACUUUGAGACUGUCUCUGAACCAGAGAGCGCGAAACCGGCUUCAAGCCCGGUAAAACGGACGCCACGAGGAAGGAAGAGCUUGAGGUCUAAGGGAACUGAAAGGGAGCUACCGUCAGAUCUUGAGCCUGUUUCCGAGCCUGAGAGUGCAAAACCUGCUUCGAGCCCAGUAAAAAGGACACCACGGGGAAGGAAGAGCACAAGGUUUGCUCGAGAAACCAGCGAGCCGGUCGGCGAGCCGGAAAGCACGACGUCGGUUUUGACACCGGUAAAGGCUGUACGGCAGACAGAGGUCUUCAGGUUUCAGGCACAAGCAAAGGCAACGAGCAAGCCACCGGAGACACCUGCUGCCGAGCUUGAAGACACUGAGCUCGUUCUAGUUCGUGUAAAGAAGACCGAACAAGGCAACGUGAGGUUUGUGGGAGAAAUUGAACUGGCAGACAAGCCAGUCCAGAAUCCCAACCCCGUAUGGGAGCCAGAAAUUGCGAAGCCCAUUUCAACUCCGGCGAAGAAUACCCCACGUGGCAAAAGGAUUCUGAGCCGUACGGUCGGGGCCAAGGAAGCCGCACCACCUCAGUCAAUGGAGGUGGACGAUCUUCCAGUCAGCGAGCCAAGUGCUAAGAAACUCAGGAUCGAAGCCAACGGCGGUACGGAGAAGAGCAAGGACGUCUUUAGCCUGACCGAACGUGACGAGAGAUUCAUCGAGUGCCUUAGGGGCAAGCUGGCACAAGUCGCCCUCGAGAAUAGGGGCCCCAUUGAGGCAACGCUGCUGGAGGUCAUGGAUCGUGCACUCAAGUAGAUUUUAGCCAUCAGAAUCACAUUGCUCUCGCAUACCAAUUACAUAGGCUGGGUGCAGUCUGUAGAGUCACUGACCGUUUUUUUAAUAUUUUAUUUUAUUAUUAUUAGUUUUAUUACUUCUAUUUUAUGGGUGCUUUUGUGUAUUUGUAAUUUCUAGAUAAAAUAUCUGACUGUAUUAAAUGCAGCUUUUUAGCUGUGUAUAGUAUUGCUUCGUGAAAAGUACUGGUAGCAAUCUCCAUUGCACGAUUGGUGCAUGAGAUUUUGGGAUGAUUAUUUUAUUUUUGAUGGUUAUUUUAUCGGACGCCUUUCCCUUUGUGUGGCUCUAAAAUAGAAGUCUCAUUUGUACAUUAUAAAUCCCUACAAGCCUAAUUUCUUUUACCACAUUUCAUUGUCCCAAGGUAUUUCACUGAAUUUUGUGAAUGUUUGAACUUUUUUGCCUCAAAUGUUUUAUUUGAGCGACUUUCAUUGUCUUUGAAGUGUAUUGCGGUUGACUUUUCUUCACCGACUGUGCUACAAUUAUGAUGUGCAUUUUAAGUCAGCUUUUAGCUCUGCCUCGUCAGGUUUUGCAUGAUCACCAUUGCAGAAUUAGGUUACCAUUAUGUGAUACAAAGCAAUUUUCAGAAUUUUGUCUAAAUCAUCAUCAUCAUCAUCAUCUUUAUUUUGGCCCAGGAGGGUUGAGGUGUGCCAGAAAGGCUGGGGGCCCUUCUGGUGCUUCUGGUGAUCCAUGCAUCGAAUGACCUACCUGGCGGUGGAGUAGGCAUUUCAGACUGUGGACAGUUCAGGACUGCGUGCGAAAAUUCUGUCCAUCUGAAUUCUUACUAUUCUGUGUUUAGUUACCUUGCAGGGAGUCUGCUUUCUUUUCAAAGCAGAAUUUAAUAAAA
This is a messenger RNA of Ixodes scapularis (black-legged tick), 2462 nucleotides long. RefSeq lists its product as uncharacterized. The record is from RefSeq and is a predicted model, not a curated record. The transcript is spliced from 12 exons. NCBI's taxonomy places the organism in Eukaryota, Metazoa, Arthropoda, Arachnida, Ixodida, Ixodidae. Bases 209 to 1582 code for a protein of 457 amino acids. Gene Ontology annotation, biological process: regulation of transcription by RNA polymerase II. Gene Ontology annotation, cellular component: nucleus; transcription regulator complex.